AAAGAAACAACAUGGCUGUCACAAGUAAAGGUUAUCAAGGCACAGUAUGGUUCCAGAGGGAAUUUGCUGUUUCUUCAAAAAAAAGAGGAUGUCAUCUCGUAACAGACGAAGUACUAGCUAAUGUUCCAGAAAUUGCAAACAUGAAAAUUGGAUUGCUGAACCUCCAUAUAAAACAUACAUCGGCCAGUCUGUGUUUAAAUGAGAACUGGGAUCCAGAUGUGAGAGUUGACAUGGAGAUGAUGCUGAACAAACUGGUGCCUGAUAGUACACCUUUCAAACACUCCUGUGAGGGUCCGGAUGACAUGCCAGCACAUGUAAAAGCUGCAUUUCUCGGGGCGUCGGUCAACGUGCCUCUGACAGAAGGGAAACUGAACCUGGGUACUUGGCAGGGGAUUUGGUUGUGUGAGCACCGCAAUCAUGCAGGGAAAAGAAAUCUGGUUGCUACACUACAAGGAGCUUUAAAAUGAUCCAAAAUUUAUUUUAAAUUUUUAAGAAAAAAAACAUCACUAAUUGCAACAACUUAACCUCAACUUAGUAAUUAUGAAAACAGUGCUAUUGCUAAGCAUGAUGGCCAGUGUUCCCAGAAUCAACCAAUGCCGUUUGAUGACACACUUCCACACUGUUGAUCUUCCAGGACUUGUGAAUAAUGCCAAAGUUUGGCGCUGUGUUUUCUACAUACGAUGCUAAUGUCAGGCUUUGAUGUGGCGAGUAAUUCCAGCAUGUUGUUUGAACAUUGCCAAUUUUUUAACGUCUUGUUCCCGAAAUGUUACUGUUGAUAAAAGAAUUAUGUGCGAUCUUACACAUUAGACUUGAUAGAUGUUUUCUAAAUGCUGCAGAAAUAUCUACAUUGUUUCAAGUUAGAGAAAAGGGAGAACAAUUUAUUUAGAUGAUUCGCAAUAUUUUCCAAUCUGAAGAAGGUAACAAUUCCCAAUCCAGUAAUACCCUGACCUAAGUGAUGGUACUGUAUACAGUCCGGUAUUACUAUUUAACUGGCAAUCAUUUAAUUAUCUGAGUUCAAAUUACCAAUCAUAUAAGGUUCUAAGAUUUUCUUAAAUUGGAACUCUUUUAAGAAUGAAAUUCAUGUUAUAUAAAGGUAUCAUAUACAUUUAAGGUGUUUGUUUGCAUUUUCAUCGACUGGGUCCUUUGAUAAACCAAGGGGACUUGGUCUGUAGAAAGAGGUAAAAAUAGUAACACAUGGGGUAAAAUACUAACAGGAGUAAAUGGGGGAGGGAGUGGUAAACAGUUUUUAUUUUCUGAAAGUCGUGUUUUAACAGCUGUUUGGUCUCCACAGAUCUAACGAUCCUAAGACAAAGGUGUAAUCAUAAAUUCCUCAGUUUAGCUUGAUGAUAAAUGUUUCCUCUAGUCUCAUGUUGACGCAAGAUGAAGCCAAGAAGAAUGGAUGAAUACAGCAGUAAGACUGCAGGCAGUUCCGUAUUGUUUUCAUUAUGCUUCCCUUUAAACAAAUAUAUGGUUGUCUGUUUGUUGGUAUGUGUCUCCAUGUCCCUAUGUGUCCAAAAUAAAUGGUUUCAGGGGAGAGGGAAGGUCUACUGGUUUUUGGGUCACUAGGUCAGAGGUCAUGGUCACAUCGGCUAUUAGACUCAAAUUUUACGAUUUUUUUUUUUUAAUUAAAAGAUUGUUAUAAAAAAACCAGAAAGUUGGUUUCUGGAUGUCGUUGAAUGUUACAAAAUAUGUAACCAAAAUUUUGUAACUGGUGCCCCUUGGGAAGAGGAGAAUUCCUAUUGAUUUUAGGGAUACUAGGUCAAAGUUAAAGGUCACAGCACCUAUAAAUGUAUUGAUUCUGGAGGUUAUGGCUUGAACAGUUUGUCAGGUCUAAACUAAAGCUAGAUGGAUGUGGUCCCUUUGGAAGAGGAACAUCUCUAUUGACUUCGGGUUAUUGGGCUACAGGGUGACAGAUAUCUGGGUUUUUUUCUUGAAUUUGAACAAAUAUUUACUGUCAGCAAUAUAGAGGGGUUUUUUUUCAGGAGAGCAUUUGUGAGUUCUUCUGACUUUAUUUUUAGUUUUAAUAGUUACACAUCAUAAAACUGGUCAUUUGUUUAUGUUAGAGAGACAUUCAGGUGUUCACUCUCAAUUUUGACUUUAACUUAUAUUUAAUAAAAAUAGAAACGAUGUCUGAAGUGAAGAAAUUUUAAAUUGAUUAACUGAUCAAGAUAUGGUCAUUUUAAUUACGUUUUAGAUAAUUUUAAUUUUUUUGUCAUAUUGUUUCUCCCCUAUGAAAAGUUAAGUAUAAAAAUGCAUGUUUGUCAAUAUCUUUUAUUCACCUGGUUAUUUUGUGCAGCAAAUUCCCAAUUACUGUAGAAUGGAAUUUCCACACAUGGAAAUCUUCAUGUUGCAACUCUUUACAACUAAUUGCAAUGUAGAAAAUUGUGUGGUGGUGGUGGUGGUGGUGAAAUCCAUAUAGUCAACAUAUUAAAAAAAUUAUAUAAUUAAUUAAUCUAUCAACAAAUUGUUACAUGUGGAUAUUUUCGCACUUUUUUACUUGAAUUGAAAUGCGCCAGAAUGUCCACACCGCGAAAAUGUCCACUUUUACAGUAAAUUUUAAUAUGAAUAAAUUAUU
Messenger RNA from Mizuhopecten yessoensis (Yesso scallop), 2575 nucleotides. RefSeq names its product UPF0047 protein YjbQ-like. The record is from RefSeq and is a predicted model, not a curated record. The transcript is spliced from 7 exons. The coding region runs from base 12 to 467 and encodes 151 amino acids. NCBI's taxonomy places the organism in Eukaryota, Metazoa, Mollusca, Bivalvia, Pectinida, Pectinidae.